Molecule: messenger RNA, 945 nt
Organism: Ostrea edulis (European flat oyster)
Lineage: Eukaryota; Metazoa; Mollusca; Bivalvia; Ostreida; Ostreidae
Product: snaclec CTL-Eoc124-like
Exons: 4
Coding region: 41-367 (108 amino acids)
Source: RefSeq, a predicted model, not a curated record
GCGCCCUAAUUGUGUAGGACUUUUGUACAAUGGAGAGCAAAUGAAAUGCAAAUUGCUACAGCGCAACCUGAAUGAGACCAAUAAGGACGUCAAUGCCACAAAGGAUGAAUGGGAAUAUUUUCGCAAAAUUCGAAGAACGGGAGAAUGUUGUGAGGAUGAGUGGACUCCGUAUAUAAAUCAUUGCUACCGUUACAGCAACACCAAACUUUCCUGGGACGACGCCAAGACUGCAUGUGAAGAUCAAAACGCCUACCUUGUUCAGUUGGAGACGGCGGAGGAAACUUCUUGGCUAUUGACAACUAUGUUACCAAACGUCGAACUGGUGGACCGUUUUGAUCACCCUACUUGGGUAGGAGCAACAGAUUGAGAAGUUGAGGGAACUUUUAAGUGGAUUGUUGGUUAUGGUGACAUCACUUCGCUACCUUGGCACAGAGGACAACCUGACAAUUCCUAUGGCGGACAGGACUGUCUCACUGUCAUGCGCAGUGCACAGUUUGAUGACUCAAAGUGUGCUCAUGGACUGGUUUUCGUGUGCGAGAAGCAACAACCGAUUUGAAAAUCCUGAUUUAUCAAUAGAAAUAAGAAUGUGUUUUACAGAAACAUCCGGUCAUUAACUACUCCUGGGGACCUGAUCCCACCUCUGGUGUGUCAAUGGGUCCGUUUUUCUCCACUCUUUAUUUUGUAUUCGUUAUAAGAGUUAUGAUAUUGAUUGCUGUUAGUUAUAUUUACCUUUCAUAUGAGUAUUAAAAGCGGCAUGCAGAUGAUAUAAAUUCCAUUUUUCCAUCUUUAAAGUUUAAAAUCCUUAACUAAGGUAUUGAUAGUGGUAAGCAAACUUUGAAUGUCUGUGAUUUACAAGAAAGACACAUAUCUCACAAGCCUUUGUUAUCUAAACAUUGUUCGUGUCUUGUUUUUGUUUAUAUAGGUCAUAUGUAUUAGUAAAAGUUU